AUGGAAUUGGGCCAAAGAAUGGAGAAUUUGGAGACUCAAAAUCUCAGUAAUAUGCAAACAGCUGCUAAUAAUAAUGAAAACACAUAUUACUCACAAGAUAUAUCUGGCUUACCAUUGAACACUAUCUCAGACUUAAAUGAAUAUGAAUUUAAUCAGAAAUUAUCUGACGAUGAAACAUUUCGUAAUAAUUUGAUAAAUCAACUAACAUAUAUAGGAGGAAAACAUUUUAAAGCAAUGAUAAAAAGGAUAAUGGCCAAACUCUUUACUGAUGAACUCUUAAAAUUGUUUUCAUAUUCUGGCAAAAAAGGAAAAACAAAAUUUUCUGACCAAAUGAUUUGUCCUAUUAUUUUUGAUGCUGUAAAAAGACAAUCCAAAUUUAAUAAAAAUGUAUCAUAUUUUCAUUUCCAAUUAAAUUUUAUUUGUUGGUUAAAAAAGCUUGAAAAUUUAAAAGAAGGUUUCUAG
This is a messenger RNA of Macrosiphum euphorbiae (potato aphid), 462 nucleotides long. The record is from the annotation of a GenBank genome assembly. Lineage: Eukaryota; Metazoa; Arthropoda; Insecta; Hemiptera; Aphididae.